AUGGAAUCGUUUCUAAGUCUAUUCGAUCCCAAUCAGCCAGACGAUGGCUUCGAUGAGGAGCCUGAGCUCAAUGGCAACAACAGCGGCAGCAGUGAAUUCGAAGUGGAUGCCAAUGCCAACAGCGAAGGCAAAUUGAUAUUUGACUUUGAGCAGGGUAAACUGCCGCCCGAGCCGCAGCUGGGCAAUGUGGAGUACAAGCUUAAGCUGUUGAAUCCUUCAAAGCAGCGCUUCGAGCAUUUGGUAACGCAGAUGAAGUGGCGUCUGCGUGAGGGACAUGGCGAAGCUAUCUAUGAAAUAGGCGUAUCCGAUGCUGGCAAGCUAAAGGGUCUGAGCGACAAGGAUAUGAACGCAUCGCUGACAACGCUCAAGCAAAUGGCGCAUCAGCUGGGCGCCAGCACUUCAGUGUUGCGUAGCAAAACUGUUGACGUUGAGCGCUCGGUGGCCGAGGUGCUGGUGCGCAAGAUACCCGACGAUCAGCAUAACAUAGAGAUACGUGUGGCGGUGCUGGGUGGUGCAGAUGCAGGCAAAUCGACGCUGCUGGGCGUGCUGACACAGGAUGAGCUAGACAAUGGACAUGGCAGAGCGCGACUUAUCAUGUUUCGCCACAUGCAUGAAAUACAAUCGGGUCGCACUUCCUGCAUUUCGCAUGAAACGCUGGGCUUUGAUGCGCUGGGCAAUGUGGUCAACUAUAAGUACAAUGAAAUGAUGACCGCUGAGGAGAUAAGCGAUAGCUCUACCAAGCUGGUUACUUUUAUGGAUUUGGCUGGACAUCGACGUUAUAUGCGCACCACAGUGCAGGCCUUGAGUGGCUAUUCGCCUCACUAUGCCAUGCUGGUGGUGUCGGCGGGCAGUGGCUGCAACGACACUACCGAGGAGCAUUUGGCCAUUGUGCGUGCGCUGGACAUGCCGUUUUUUAUACUAAUAACCAAAACGGACAUCACAUCGCCGGAUGCUACAGUGCAGGAGCUGCGCACGCUCUUGACCAACAUAGGCUGCCGCAAGGUGCCAUUUGUGGUGAGCAAUACGGAUGAAGCUAUUUCGGCGGGCUCGAAUCAAGUCUCGGAGAAUAUUGUGCCCAUUUUCUGUGUGUCCAAUGUCACAGGCACUGGGCUGAAUCUAGUCACCAAGUUUCUGUACGUGCUCUCGCCGGGCAUAAGCAAUGCAGAGAAGGAUCGCUUGGAACUCGAGCCCUGCGAGUUUCAAAUUGACGAAAUCUUUCGUGUCACCGACGUGGGACCUGUGGUGGGCGGACUGCUCGUACGCGGCGUAGUAACUGAGAAUAUGCCCAUGAAGCUGGGUCCACUGCCCGAUGGCAGCUUCGAGGCCGUCACUGUCCACACUAUACAUCGCAAUAAAGCGCCUUGCCGCGUAGUGCGCGCCGGCCAGAGCGCCUCGCUCUCUUUCACGCCCACGCAGGAGCUGCCCUCGCUGCGCAGCGGCAUGGUGCUGCUAGGCGAUUCGGCCAGCACGGAUGAACCUUUCGGCACCUACUUCUUUCAAGCCAAAGUCUCGGUGCUGUUCCACGCCACUGCCAUCUUUGUGGGCUUCCAGACCACUGUGCAUAUUGGGAGCAUACGCCAAACGGCGGUUAUACGCGGCAUUAUGGGCGGCGAGAAGCUCGGCACCAAUGACUCUGCCUCGGUGAUGUUCGAGUUUGUGGGACAUCCGGAGUAUGUGCGUCCGGGCAUGCGCAUACUCUUCCGCGAGGGCAUGUCCAGCAAGGGCAUUGGUGUGGUCACCCAAGUAUUUCCCGUUAACAAGACGCGCGCCAAGUGAUCUCUACCGCUUGGAACAUCACGGUUAUAUAUCUCAAGAAAAAAACUAGCAAAACAUAUGUAGAAAUGUACAUAUUAAUUAGCAACUAGAAUUUAAAGUUUUUGGAUUAGCAUUAACAUUAAUACUUACUUAUACUACCUUGAAUUUUUAGCAGUUCCACUGUUCUGUGAUUUUUCUUUUUCAUUUAAGCUCAAGCUCCAGUAUACAAAGUAUAUAUCCUACGAAUUAUUCAUUUUAACUCACGCGUACUUAAUAAAAGUAACUAAA
Molecule: messenger RNA, 2043 nt
Organism: Drosophila busckii
Lineage: Eukaryota; Metazoa; Arthropoda; Insecta; Diptera; Drosophilidae
Product: GTP-binding protein 2
Exons: 2
Coding region: 1-1776 (591 amino acids)
Biological process (GO): translational elongation
Molecular function (GO): GTPase activity; GTP binding; translation elongation factor activity
Source: RefSeq, a predicted model, not a curated record